AUGGCGGCCCAAGCUGGCUAUUCGAUAAACGUCAACGACCCCGGUCUUAUCUCUCUUGUCAAUAAGCUGCAAGAUGUCUUUACGACCGUUGGAGCACAAAACCCAAUAGAUUUACCGCAGAUAGUCGUGGUGGGAUCGCAAUCUAGUGGAAAGAGUUCCGUCUUACCUCGAGGGUCUGGCAUUGUAACCCGACGGCCGCUUGUCCUCCAACUUAUCAACAAGCCCCGCGCCGAGAAGCAAUCAAACGGUGUCAAGGAGGAAGAUAAGCUAGAUACCACGGAUAGCGAGGCCAACGUCGACGAGUAUGGCGAGUUUCUUCACAUCCCCGGCCAAAAGUUCCAUGACUUCAACAAAAUCAGAGAAGAGAUCGUCCGUGAGACAGAUGCAAAGACCGGCCGCAAUGCCGGAAUCUCCCCCGCCCCUAUCAACUUGAGAAUCUACUCUCCAAAUGUCCUCACUCUCACGCUCGUCGAUCUGCCCGGACUCACAAAGGUGCCGGUGGGAGAUCAGCCAAAGGAUAUCGAGAAGCAGAUAAGAGAAAUGGUGCUGAAGCAAAUCAGCAAAUCUAAUGCGAUUAUCCUCGCAGUCACAGCUGCGAACCAGGAUCUGGCCAACUCAGAUGGUUUGAAGCUCGCUCGAGAAGUCGACCCAGAGGGCCAGAGGACAAUUGGAGUCUUGACCAAGGUCGAUCUUAUGGAUGCCGGAACGGACGUUGUGGAUAUUCUCGCUGGUAGAGUUAUUCCACUUCGACUCGGUUACGUGCCAGUUGUGAAUCGAGGACAGCGAGAUAUUGAGAAUAAACGGACGAUUUCAUAUGCCCUUGAGCACGAGAAGAACUUCUUUGAAAACCAUGCUACCUACUCUUCGAAAUCCGCCUACUGCGGAACGCCAUACCUGGCCAGGAAGCUCAAUGUGAUACUCAUGAUGCAUAUUAAACAAACUCUUCCCGAUAUCAAAGCCCGUAUUGCAUCCUCUCUUCAGAAAUACACCGCCGAACUGAAUCAGCUUGGUGACUCCAUGCUUGGAAACAGCGCCAAUAUCAUUCUAAAUAUCAUCACAGAAUUUAGCAAUGAGUAUCGAACAAUCCUGGACGGUAACAACCAAGAACUCUCGUCUGUUGAACUUUCCGGAGGUGCACGUAUCAGUUUCGUUUUCCAUGAACUCUACUCGAACGGCGUCAAGGCCAUCGAUCCUUUUGAUGUAGUCAAGGAUAUCGAUAUCAGGACAAUGCUGUACAACUCCUCCGGUCCCUCACCUGCUUUGUUCGUAGGAACAGGUGCAUUUGAGUCCAUUGUUAAGCAGCAGAUUAAGAGGCUCGAAGAACCCAGCUUGAAAUGUGUUUCCCUGGUCUACGAUGAACUCGUCCGAAUUCUUGCCCAGCUUUUGAACAAGCAGCCUUUCAGGAGGUAUCCACAGCUGAAGGAACGAUUCCAUGGGGUCGUAAUAGCCUUUUUCAAGAACGUCAUGGAACCAACAAAUAAGCUUGUUAAGGAUCUUGUUUCUAUGGAGGCUUGCUACAUCAACACCGGUCAUCCCGACUUCAUAACCGGACACAGGGCGAUGGCAAUUAUCAACGAGCGACAGAACGCUUCUAAACCAACGCAAGUUGACCCAAAGACCGGAAAGCCCCUUCCCCCUUCAGCUACUCUACCGCAGCGAUCGGCAAGUCCCAGUAUGGAUCUAGGAGACUCCAACCCAGGCUUUUUCGGCAGCUUCUUCUCUUCAAAGAAUAGUAAGAAGAAGAUGGCUGCAAUGGAAGCCCCUCCGCCAAUUCUGAAAGCUUCUGGAACCUUGUCUGAGCGAGAAAACACUGAGGUUGAGGUGAUAAAACUCCUGAUCAACUCAUAUUACAACAUUGUCAAGCGAACAAUGAUUGACAUGGUCCCCAAAGCCAUCAUGCUAACACUGGUUCAGUUCACCAAGGAUGAAAUGCAAAGGGAGCUACUAGGAAAUCUCUACCGAGCAGAAGAACCAGACGACCUUCUCCGCGAAAGUGAAUUCACCGUUCGCCGGCGCAAGGAAUGUCAGAGAAUGGUCGAGAGUCUCACCAAGGCCAGUGAGAUAAGGAGACUCAAAUCCGUUCCCGAUCAGUAA
Molecule: messenger RNA, 2094 nt
Organism: Microsporum canis CBS 113480
Lineage: Eukaryota; Fungi; Ascomycota; Eurotiomycetes; Onygenales; Arthrodermataceae
Product: vacuolar sorting protein 1
Exons: 9
Coding region: 1-2094 (697 amino acids)
Biological process (GO): peroxisome organization
Cellular component (GO): microtubule; peroxisome; membrane
Molecular function (GO): GTP binding; GTPase activity; microtubule binding
Source: RefSeq, a predicted model, not a curated record